CGUUCGUCCGAUCGAACCCAUUCGCCUUCAUCAGGUUUCGCUGUCUCGCCUCUCGCGGCUCGUCGCUACCGUGGACAUACACAGUUGUAUGUACACUACAUGCACCACACGGUUGCAGUCGGUAUUCUUCAAGCGACUUCACGAUGGCCCGCCACCGGCGCACGCUUGUCGACGACAACUACCUCGUCUCGGACGUCCGCGUUCAGCGCGCGUGCCCCAAAGAGACGUGGGUCCCGGACGCCGCCCGGCAGCGCUGCAUUCAUUGCACGCGGCCCUUUUCGCUCUUUCGUCGCCGCCACCAUUGCCGCGUCUGCGGCGACGUGCUCUGCGGCGCGUGCAGCUGGACCGUCUACCUCGUCAACACGACCUCGAACGUCGGCCGCGCAUGCUUUCACUGCUCGCGCGCAUUGCGCAUCUCGGCGACCGCCAGUCGCAGCGGUGACGACGUCGGGCGGCCGACUUGCCCCAACUUUGUCGAUGCACUCCUCGUCACGUCCUACGACGGCGCGGGCGCCGAAUCGAUGUUGGCGUGUGCCAAGUGCAAUGGGCCCUUUGCAGACGGCACGCAGUGGACGCAGCUGCCGUGCGGCGAUGCCUUCCACGCCAACUGCCUUCGCCCGUGGCUCGCCGCCCACGACGCGUGCCCGCGCUGCCACGACGCGCUGCCGCCCGACAUGGACUACAUCCGCAAGCUCUUUGCGUUUGCGUAAAAAGAGACAUGUUGUCCUUUGUGGACAUAUUGUCGUAAUAUAUGGAUGGAUGCUGGCCGUA
This is a messenger RNA of Saprolegnia diclina VS20, 771 nucleotides long. RefSeq lists its product as hypothetical. Gene Ontology annotation, molecular function: metal ion binding. Bases 144 to 710 code for a protein of 188 amino acids. The record is from RefSeq and is a predicted model, not a curated record. Lineage: Eukaryota; Oomycota; Saprolegniomycetes; Saprolegniales; Saprolegniaceae. The transcript has a single exon.